AAUUUAUGUUUUAAAGAUAACGAAAAGGUCGUUGAGGAUUUAUGUGAUUUUGUGGAGAACACUCAUAAUGAGAAUGAAAAUAGUAAUGCGAGGAAGUUUCCUGAUUCGCGUACUCUCGGGCUUCCGACAGCAUUGGUGUUUUCAGGCAAGUAUCCAUAUUGCUUUGACCAAGCACAGUUUUUUGAAGGUGUCUCCUAUGAACUUUCACUGGACCAACAAAAUCACGUUGUGUCUCUUGACCCAACUCAUUGUACUAAUUUAAAAGCAAUGAUGAAGAAUACAGUUGGAAAAUUUUUGGGCACGACGUUGCCUUGUGAUGAUAGUGAUGAAGAAGAUGAAGAAUUUGAUUCCAGCAAUAACUUUGACACAAAAACAGAAAUUGUUAACGAACAAGAUCAAAACGAUGAUACUAUGAAUGAGGAUGAUAACGAUGAGGUAUUAUACAUCGAAGUAUGCAUUAUUGUCCGCGGGCAAUUUUUAUUCAUGGUAUCAAUUGUUUUUGAGAUGGGAAUUAAAGAUAACAUAUUAAUACGUAUAUUCAUCAAGGAUGCGGAAGAUUCAAUUGUCUAUUCGAUCGAUGAUAUAAUUGACAUGGAUUCUUUGGCCCAAUGGUAUGAAUUCAGUUUUCGAACGAAAACCGAUGGCCUGGGAUCCUUAUUAAAACUUGUCGUUUUGAUUCAGGAUGUUGAGUGUAUUUCACCUUCAGUCUUCGAAGGCUACAUACACAUUUGCAG
Acaulospora morrowiae is the source of this 734-nucleotide messenger RNA. The record is from the annotation of a GenBank genome assembly. Lineage: Eukaryota; Fungi; Glomeromycota; Glomeromycetes; Diversisporales; Acaulosporaceae.